AUGUUCUCUUUCACUUCGUUUGUUUUAAACCCCUUUACAGCCUUUCUUUCUUUUCUUUCUUUCUUUUUUCUUUUAUAUUUUUUUCCCUUUCUUUCUUUCUUUCUUUCUUUCUUCCUUUCUUUCUUUCUUUCUUUUAAUAUCCUUUCUUUCUUUCUUCCUUUCUUUCUUUUCCUUUCUUUCUUUUUAAUAUGUUCUACUUCCGUUCGUUUAAACCGCUUUCUUUCUUUCUUUCUUUUUCUUUCUUUCUUUUUUUUUAAUAUAUUUCUACUUCCCCUUUCUUUCUUUCUUUCUUUCUUUCUUUCUUUCUUUCUUUCUUUCUUUCUUUCUUUCUUCCUUUCUUUCUUUCUUUCUUUUAAUAUCCUUUCUUUCUUUCUUUUAAUUUCUUAUUUCCUUUCGUUUUAUAUCUGUUACCACCUUUCUUUUAAUGUCGCUUUCUUUUAUCAUUCUCUGAUUAUUUUAUUUCCUCUUUGUUUAAUUUCUGUUUCUCCUUUUCUUUUCAACUGUCAUCUUUAUUCCGUACACUCUUUUCUCUCUUUCUUUUACCGUUUAUUUCUUUCUAUUAUCUACUUUUCAAUUUUUCCUUUCUUUAAACUCUUCUUCUUCUUUCCUUUCAUUAAAUCUUAUCUUUUUUUUUCUUCUAACAUUAGUUUAAUCAUUUUUUUUCUUUCUGUAUUUCUUCGCUUAGGCUGUUUUUCAACGUUUCUUCUUUAUCAAAAUAAAUAA
Acanthosepion pharaonis is the source of this 723-nucleotide messenger RNA. The record is from the annotation of a GenBank genome assembly. Lineage: Eukaryota; Metazoa; Mollusca; Cephalopoda; Sepiida; Sepiidae.